Molecule: messenger RNA, 1497 nt
Organism: Gloeophyllum trabeum ATCC 11539
Lineage: Eukaryota; Fungi; Basidiomycota; Agaricomycetes; Gloeophyllales; Gloeophyllaceae
Exons: 12
Coding region: 1-1497 (498 amino acids)
Source: RefSeq, a predicted model, not a curated record
AUGUCUCCUUCAAAGCGUACCUCAUCCUCAGCCACACGCCGCGCAGACGCGCAUUCGAAGGCCAAGGGCGCGGCCAAGAAAGCGGAAAAGGGAGCAGUGACGCACCUCCCGCCAGAAAGUCCUGGCAAUACCAAAAUAGGAAUCCCCGCCAGCCGCUGGAUAGACUGGGGUAAGGGCCUGAGGCUUGAUACGCUCGCCGAUCUGAUAAUGGAUGAGAGUAUCCCCUUGAGCUGCUGGCUGAUCGCUGAGCCGCCUGAAGAGGAGAGGGGGAGGAAGAAAGAGAAAAAGGAAAAGAAGAGAAAGGACAAGAAGAAGAGGCUCGGUAGUGAUUCUUCGCUAGUGUCCUCCACAAGCAAAAAUUCACUGCCGAGCGCCUGUCCCGGGUCCACGAAAACCAACACGGUGCCGUUCCCUGUCAGCACUCGCGCUGAAAGGGAAGCAGUGGGUCUAUAUAGUACCACAUCGGCCUCCAUCAUUGUUAGCGACGAGACCUUUCCGCCUUAUUGGGCCAAAGAAGGCGCAUUGUCCUUCAUGGCCCCGAAAAAAGCACGCCUACAGCCACAAAGGCUUAGCUUCGGGAAAUCUACAACGACUGCCGUACCACGCGAAGAGCGCGUUAAAAAGCAAGGAUCCGCGCGUGUAGAGAUGGAGGAAACCCCGUCGAGAAGGUGGACCUGCGAGCUGCCGAUUCCCCCGAACCCAAACGCAGACGACCCGAGGAUGGCGGCGGCCCUGCAGCGGCACUACGACGACGACUCGUCGGACGACGAAGACGACGAUACCAAACCCAGCACGCCUGCUGACCCGUGGAACACAGUGCCCUGGCUCACCGGAGACGAUAUGCUCCGGCGGAUGCGCAGAGGCGACCCCGAGGACACGUGGGAGCGCCCGCCGGGGCCGGACGACCUCCUCGAGCCGGGCGAAGAGCGCCCGGCGCUGACGAUUACGGCCGAGGAGGCGAAACGGUUGGGGGACUAUUGGGACAGAAAGUACCCGCCGGCCAAGCCGAUGCCUCACUUCGCUACAGUCGCGGAGUGGAUCGCGUGGAGAUUAAAGGAGAACGAAACGGAAGCAGAGGCGGCUGCCGCUGCCUCUGCCGCUGCUACUUUGUCUGUUGAGGGGGAGCAGACUAGCGAGGGGACCUUUCAAGAAGCGUCGAGACCGGAAACAAAGCAUAGCGAUCCCGCGCGUGAGCGCCUCCGCUCGCAGAAACAGAUAGAUGAGGCACUGCGGUACCUCAACGAGCUGCAAAAGGAUAAGCCUUUACCGCCACCGACAAAUCCAGUGGCAUUUGGGAAGUUCCAUGCCCACAUGCGGGAUACAAUUAAGCAAGUGAAGGCGACCGGGGCCGCGCGGGAAAGGGAGGAGCCUCCUCCCAAGGACAGGGGUAAGGGAAAGGACAUGAUCCCUUUCCCCUCCAAGCCUCUCGACAGGGCGACCGUGCCCGCCAUGCCGAACUUCUUGGAGAGCACUCAUGAGCUGAUCAUGGACAUCUGA